Molecule: messenger RNA, 1899 nt
Organism: Saprolegnia parasitica CBS 223.65
Lineage: Eukaryota; Oomycota; Saprolegniomycetes; Saprolegniales; Saprolegniaceae
Exons: 14
Coding region: 1-1899 (632 amino acids)
Cellular component (GO): VCP-NPL4-UFD1 AAA ATPase complex
Molecular function (GO): polyubiquitin modification-dependent protein binding
Source: RefSeq, a predicted model, not a curated record
AUGGCGCGGUCGGCGCAGUUCCGAGGGCGCUUCGAGUGCUACUCGGUCGCUUGCCUGGGUGCGACGCGCCCGAUCCGCGGUGUUCUGACGCUGGUAGUAGACAUGCCGGACCUCGAGUUUGGCGACAAGGUCAUUCUACCCCCUGCCGUCCUGCGCGACCUGCAGGUCCUCAAGAUCCCGCUUCCGCUCGUGUUUCGAGUCACGUCAACGAACGCGCCAGACGUCCGUCAAUUCUGCAGUGUCCUCGAGUUUAGUGCGCCCGACGGCCAAAUGUUUGCACCGUACUGGAUGAUGCAGAAUCUCUUGGUCGAUGAAGGCGGCCGACUCCAACUCGAGAGCGCGACCAAUAUUCCACGGGGUGUCUACUGCCGCUUUCAGCCGCACGUCGGCGCCUUCUUGGAUUUAGCUGCGACGCUCGGUCCCAAGAUUUUACUCGAGUCGGCGAUGCGCAAGUACUCGGUGUUGAGCGUUGGUGAGACGAUCGUGAUUGAAUAUGGCGCCGACAAGUACUUCGUCGACGUUGUCCACGUCAAACCUGGCGACGUCAUCCACCUCUUUGGGGACGUGGAUCUCGAAGUCGACUUCAAGGCUCCCGAGAACAUGGACCCGCGACGGCCCAAGUCGGCAGCACCACCAGCGGACACGAGCCCAUGCAGCCAACCAAAAGAUAAUGUCACGCCGCGACGAGAGACUGUGGACGCGACGCUGGGCCCGAGCUCGACGCUGGGACGUCGCCUCGGUGACGGCGGCUACGUGCAGGUGCCCGAUACGCCGCCUGUCGUUGCCGCGACGCCGGCCAAAAAGGCGCUGUCACUCCAAGCUGCGCAGCUGAAAACGAAAUCGGGGGCGGGACCCAACCCGCUCACGACCAAGUCGGUCAAGGCCUUUGAAACCACAGGCUAUCGGCUCGAGGCGACGCUGGUCGAGCCCCGGCCAGAGCUACCGGAUGCUGUGAUCCCGACAGAGAGUGCGACAGCGCCGUACGUCUGCGGCUUUUGCCUCGGCGAGAUGCCCCGCGCCAACGCCGAGCUCCACGAACUUCGCUGCAAACAGCACGUGGCGUACCAUCGGAUUGUCUGCGCUAUCUGCCACGAAAAAGUGCUCCAAGCCAAGCUCGAAGAGCACGUGCACUGCCCGCAGUGUUCGUUUUGCGGGUCCUCGUCGAGCCUCGCAGAGCACCACAAGGCGCUGCACGCUGUGGUGCGCUGUCCAUGCGGGGCCGACGUCCCCGUCGACGCGAUGCCGCAACACAAAGAGACGAUAUGUCCACACACACUCACUAUGUGCCAUCUUUGCGCCUUGUCGUUCUCACGCCACAAGUACGCGCAGCACUACGCAUCUUGUUCGAGUCGCACCGAGCAGUGCGAGCGCUGUAAAAAGUACAUCAAUGUGCUCGCGUUCAACCAGCACGAAGCCACGUGCGGUGACGAGCCCCGCGAAGAGAAGGAUCUUACUGCUGCGCGUCCGUCGAUCCCGACGGCGACGUUGUUUUCGUGUCCGUACUGCGGCCGCGCUGCGUUUGAUUCGAUUGUCGCGCUGGACAAGCACACGGAGCAUGCGUGCACCAUCGCUCGAAGCUUCCUCGGCAAUGGUCUCCCGACAAAAGGGUCGCAAGCGCCGCCGAUCCUUCGCGGCAAAUUGCGCCGCAAAACCGACCUCGUCAAGCCCAAGAGUACACUGCAACAGGCCGGCGAACGCGCCGUGAAGCGUGAGACAGCCGUCAUAACAACCCUCGGCGACCUCGAGCCCGUCAAAGGGGCGACCAUCGGUGGCAGCGCCUCCAAGAGCUCACGACAGCAGCAGGUCCACGCCAUCUUGACAGCGUCGCAACGAGCGACGCGCAAACUCGCGGCGCGCCAAACAUCGACGACCAAGACGACGAAGAAACAUCUCUUGUAG